Molecule: messenger RNA, 3248 nt
Organism: Corylus avellana
Lineage: Eukaryota; Viridiplantae; Streptophyta; Magnoliopsida; Fagales; Betulaceae
Source: RefSeq, a predicted model, not a curated record
CUUGCCAUUCUCUGGUCCUACCUUCCCUCUUCAUGCUUUUGAACGGCUUUGGCUCUUUGGCACCCUGAAACACGCGCACCGGCUUGACCAAAAUGUUCCCAUUAAUCACAACCAGAAUCUCUCAACCAUUUCCUUGUCCCAUGAUACCCUGUAAAAAAAGUCAAUGCACCGACUGUUAUGCUCCUGCUCUGAGGAUCUAAGUCUCUCCUAGCUCACUUGCAGGUGCUAAGGCAGAGAGAGAGAGAGAGAGAGAGAGAGAGAGAGAGAGAGAGAAUUUUUGGUCAUUGCUGAGAAUGAACAACCUCUGACGUCAGGAAAUCAUGUGUUUGUAUAGAUGCUAGAGCAUAAGAAUUGGUUGAUCAAAGCUGAGAAAGAACAACCUAUGAACUCAGCGCCGAGCAAGUAUAUUUUUGACUGUUGCAGACAACCCUGCAAAUGAUUGGUUAGUGUGUGUUUAUUCACCAGCGCCGAGCAAGUAUAUUUUUGACUGUUGCAGACAACCCUGCAAAUGAUUGGUUAGAAUACUGCAAAUCAUAAUAUGCCUCAAGGCAGCCUGAAAUCAGCAGUGUAUAAAUCAUUUGUCAGAUGUAACGAUCCAAAAGGAGUUGUGGAGUGUAAGACAAUGAGAAAAUCAAGGACAAGUUCUCAGAAAAUGGACCGCAGGAUUGAAAGCCGAAGAAGUACACCAAAGAACUCCUCAGAUACAUCCAUGGAGUACAAGGCAGAGAAAGAGGAGAUGCAUCUCUCAAAAGGGUUCAAAGAAGAAGUUCAUAGUCCAUCUUCCUUCCAACUCAUGGAGGUCUCACAAGGAGUCCAGAAGCUGAACCGGAUGAUUGACUCAUGGACUAAAGGAGUGAGAUUUGAUGGGCAGUCUAAAGAUAUUGCAGAAGAUCUAUUGAAAGGAGCUCUUGAUCUGCAGGAGUCUCUAAUCAUGCUAGGGAAGUUGCAAGAAGCAUCACAUUAUAUGACUCGGUUGGAAACGAAGCAGAAUGAGAAGUUGGAAUUGGAAAGGAGAAGAAUUGAUGAAGUGGGGAUUGACAGAAAACAGUCAAGUGAAUUUGGGGAUCAAAAUUGCUCAGGGGGAUUUCAAAAGCGACGGAUUUCGGCCGAUGGGUCUUCAAGGGAUCACAUUGAGGCGCUUAGGGAAGUGAUCAGAGACAGCUUUGCCAGGCAGAAUAUAUUGCCAAACCCAACCAUUGAAGAAAUGGGUUAUCUUCAUCUAAGAGAUUUAGACUCGGCUUCAGAAAUCCCUACCACAAGCUCAAACCAGUCUUUGAUGGUUCAUCCAUGUGAUUUUAGUUCUAUUGACCCUGCUUUUUCAUCAAGAGCUCUACAGACGAAGGAAAAAGCCCCAAAUUUGAUUGCCAAGCUUAUGGGCCUAGAAGAUCUCCCUUCAAAACCAUUGCGGACCUCUCUCCAGAAACAUUUAGAGAGUGAGAGAAUUUUGAAUCAACGAAGGGCUGUCUUUGAUAUUGAUAGGCCUAGGGGAAGGAAGCCCCAUUCUAAUGCAGAUUCAGAGCGAAGGACACUGAAGAAAAUACUUGAAACCAUGAAAUUCAAAGGACUUCUGAAAAGCAACUCUGUCAAAGAGCUCAAGCCUCCUCAGUCCUAUCAUUCCAAAAAAAGGUUGAUUGAUGAGAUACCGCCCAUUGUUCUUAUUAAACCUUUGAUGGAGGAGCUCCAAACACCAGUGCUUCAGGAAGAGGAAGCUUUGAACACAAAAAAGAUGCUCAGACAAGUUGAAAGAAAAGAAAAGCUUAUUCCUUCCAAAACUCACAAAGAAGGGGCUUUGAGUUCCAAGAAAAUGCAUAGAAAAAUGGAAGCAGUAGAGGCUCCAACCAAAACGCUUAGCUUAGAAGAAGGCACUAAACAUAAAGAAGUAGUUAGAAAACCAGAAGAGAAAAAAGUAAAGUCCAAAGAAAAGGCUUCAAAUAAGCUGAAAGCUACUGGACUUGUAGAUCAGAAACUGCAGAAAAAAGAGGCAACCGACAAGAAAGCUCAUAAGAUUCAAAACGCCAGAGGGAAACCAUCAGAGAUGGAGAAUGUGAAAGCUAAAAUCGUCUUGAAAUCUGAAGAUCAAGCGAAGGCGGCCUCCACAAAGCCAAGAAAGCAUGAAAACGGAUCGAACAUCAUAAACAACCAGAUUACUAGACGACCAAGUGCUUUCCAAAAAUCCAUCUCAAAACUCACAACAAAAACUACAAUUUCUAGUUCCACUGAUCAGAAAAAGAAUCAGCUGAAGAAGACGAAUCCCGUCAGGGAGCCUAUUGCAGCUAAAUCAGUUAUCGAGAAUUUUGGAUCCCAAGAAGAUGACAAGAGGAUCAAUCUUGGGAGUGAAAAUUGCUCUCCAAUGAUAAGAACUGACACUUCUCUUGCGGGUCAACUUCCUUUAGAGGAGGACAUAGAUGCCUCUGAAUCUUAUAUUGAAGAGCAUUGCAGUAAUAGCCAGAGUUCUCUUUCUGAUGUCAUACCACUGAGCCCCAAACAUGAAAUAGAUGAUAAAACUGCAGAGGAAGCUUACAAUCACAUCAUUCACAGUAGAACAGAUAUCAAAAGCUUCAAAAGUGGAACUAAUCUUGAAGCUUUGCUCUUGAGCAGUCCAUCAUUCCUGAGUCGUGCGGAGGAGCUGUUUUAUCUCAAUGUGAGGAAUCCUUCUGGCAUCAGUGAUUUGGUAGAAGCCAAUGUCAAACCCUCUUUAGAAUGUGCAAAUGAACUCAUUGAACGUAAAAGCCUUAGAGAUUCUCAGACAUUAAGCCAUCCUUUGUUGCUUGCGAGUGUGGGCAACUUGAGAGUGUGCAUCUCAAUAGAUAAUUUGGUGGGGGAAGUUUGUAAGGGAAUUGAAAAUCUGAGAAGCUACAGCAAUCUUGCUGGUGAGAGUCUUCUUGUAGAUGGUAUUUAUGCAAUGUUGGAGAGAGAUAUAAGUUGCAAUGGAGUGGAAAAUGCAAUCUGGGAUUUUGAUUGGAGGCAUGCAUUUUCUGCGGAUGAUGCUGAGCAAGUAGUGAAUGAGAUAGAGAAGCUACUUUUUGAUGGGUUGAUUGAAGAGGUCUUUACAUAAUUUGUGCUUCAGCAUAUUCUCUAUGUUUGUUUGGGACAUGUUUGAGAGGCCAGUGUACUAAUACUGCUUUUAUUUUUUCUGUAUAUACAAUGGUGCAAUGCUUAAUACAAGACAAGAUAGUUGAAAAUGGCAACUAGUGUCACAAGGUUAAGAUCUUAUUUGAAAUUGCGUUUGAAAGCUUAAAAAGUAUUUU